CAAGCACACAAAACCAGACUCACACAAACCGAGUCGAGCCGGAGUCAGUAAGUCGGAGUCAGUGAUGUUUCAGAUUCUGCUGAGGAUGAUAUCCAAAACAUCACCUAUUGCUCAUGUAACCAUGUAAAUACCCAUACAUGUACUCAGGAUCCACAGCUGUGUGUGUGCACGAAAACAUGUCUGAUUUGUGGACAUAUCCGGCAGCUUCUUCUCCUUCCAUCAUACAUCAGUCCUCUCGGUCCAACUCUCUUCCUCCUUUCGCCACCUCCUUAUUCAGGAACCAUGGAAGCCUUUCUCCUGGCAAGGUGACCUCCCCUCAUAUAUAUCCACCCCAGAAUACCUCCCCUCAUAUGUGCCCGUCACAGGUAACCUCACCACACGUCGGACUACAGACCCAGGCAUCCUUGUUUCAGUUUCCCCAAUCCCAAAUGACCUCCACACACCUCACACAGCCCCAAGUAACCUCCUCCCACCUUUCACCACAAAUGGAGUUGUCCCCCUCACACCUCUUCUAUCAGCCCCAGAUAACCUCUCCUCACCUCCCUUCAGUCCAGGUCAACUCAACCUAUCACCUUGGUUCUCCUCAAGUGAACUCCCCACUCCUCCACAGUCCUCACAUUGCCUCCCCUCACCUUACUCCCCAACCUCAGCACUUCCUCUACAACCAAAAUCCUGAUCCAGAAUUAGAUUAUGCAGACUGGAACAAGUGUGAGGCCUCCUCAGAUCUUUCAUGUUAUCUCAACGGAAGCAGUUUUUCCUACCAGAAUCAGUCGCCAUCCUCCCUGGAUAUCCAUCUUCAGAACCAGUACAAUACCAGUGACACCCCCCAUGCAGAUGAAAUGGAGAGAACAAACAAAGCCUAUAGCACUCACACAAUUCAUGCCAGUGGCAUGUUGGAUCAGAGUGACCCAGCUGGUCAAGCCCAGCACACAUGGGACUCUAUGUCACCAACCUUGUCCCAGGUGCAGUGCAUUCCUCUAGGGUCCACAUCUGCAGGAGAUGCCAUGGGGAGAUGGAGCUCUAUUGAGGUGAGCUCAUCCCAUACCGAGGACUUUCCCAACAACCAGUUCUACCAUGAAAGUUACCAUGGAAGCAACACCCAGCAGCCCUUCUGUAGCCCAACAACCCCUGGUCCAAGUCCUCAUUACCCUCAAACCCCAGCUGUCUCCAGUCCUGGUCCUCAAAUGCAUCCCAGGACAGACCGGACAGGUUGUCCUAAACAAAUGUCCAAACAGGGGAACAGAGAUCCCUCCGCAGGUCUUUCACUGAAUGACACCAGCAGCUACUUUCAAUCCUCAGACAAAGCUCAGCAACAUCCUCACCAGAGAACCCAACAUCACCUACAGAGUCAAGGUGAACUGGCUGAGGAGGUAGCAGUCGGCAGCCUUGAAACCAGCUUCUCCGCUCAGGAAAGAGGGCAACCUAGCAGUAGUUCUGGUCUGACCCAGGGCCUCUCUGCUGGUCAGAGCUGUAAGGAGGAGUGUGGAGGAGGAAGAAGAGGACCAAGAAAAGGGAAUGAAAGCCAACCAGACUGGAACUGGGUGAAACAGCUGCCGCCUUUAAGAGCCACUGGACUUCUGGACUCUAGGUGCCGACUCCUGUGUACAGUGUGUAACCGCGACUUUAAGAGUUUGCCAGCAUUAAAUGGUCACAUGCGAUCUCACAGUGGCUUCAGAUCACCGACACGGCUGAAAAAGGAUAUCUCCCCACGCACUAAAAGCCCAGUGUCUAUUGUGAUGCCAGUCUCGGUGCCUGUCCAAACCAGAGGAAUGUCUGGGAAAGGCUACAUCCCCACUCCAUCCAGCAGGGGAGCUCUGCUCUACCGCAGCCUAAUGCAUCUGAAGGAGCAGGAAGACUUUGGCUCUACGGGCAACCAGGACAGUGACAUGGUUACAAAGGCCAAUUUAGGUCACUACACCCCUCCUCCGAUGCUAUGCCCUGAGAGAACUGGGCCAGGACUGUACUGCUCCCUCACCAUCAGGAGGCAGCAGAGAGCAGAGAUGAUUCAGCUACAUAAUAAUUUAGCUGAUCCUGUUGCUUUGGCAACAGCCUGUCCUUCACCCGAACAGCUAGCAUCAGGAAACAUCAAACCGCAUAUUAAUUUUGGGAAGAGCUCCCAGGCUGAGAUCCCACCUUUACGAACUAAAAAACAUGCCCGGUCUGACUCCCACAAUGCCCUGUUGCUGUGGACACCGUUUGAUGAGCUGGAGCGUCCCGUCAAUCAGCAAAGAGUGGAGGCUCUGCUAAUGAUGGCUCGGUCCAGUGUGGUACCAGGAGCCCGGGCCAGUCCAGAGUAUGCACUCCAACUGCUAUCAGAGUGCAAAGGAGACUUUCUGCUGACGGUGGAGAAGAUGUUAUCAAACCCUGAAACCUCCACCAAGCAGUCCGGUGUUUGGUGGAGCCCAUCAGAGAAGAAGCUGCUGCUUAAAUCCCUGCAGAUCCAUCACAAAGACUUCAGCAGUAUCCAGAGAGCUGUUCGGUCCAAGUCCCUGUCUGAGUGUGUCGAGUAUUAUUACCUCUGGAAGAAGAAGCUGAGUCUGGGUAUAAAGACCCCAACUAACCUGACCAUCAGUCUGCCUGAAGCAAAUCGUCAAAAAGCGUCACAAUCCCAGAAAGCCUCAUGAAGCCAGGGACCAUCAACCUCUCGGGAGACACACUACUUAACAACAUAAACCCACACAUGUAGAUUUAAAAAAAAACAACGUUAUAUGUAAGACAUUUUCUUCCGGGUUCGUUGCUUAAAUGUAGUUCACCUAGGUAAUGUGACAAUGUUUAAAAUGAGAACAUCUGUAUUUAUCCCAGAUGAACUAUUGUAAUCAUUAAUCAGUUUAAAGGGAAACUUCACCAGAAAGCCUUAGUUUAAUGUCAGUGGACUGUAGCAGCUGAUAUGUGCCAUAUAUAUUUCUACAAAGUGGUCUUUUUUUCUGUCAUGACAAUUUAAUAAAGCAGCCACAUGUGGACAAACAAG
Messenger RNA from Girardinichthys multiradiatus, 2968 nucleotides. Its product is annotated as transcriptional-regulating factor 1-like. Gene Ontology annotation, biological process: negative regulation of DNA-templated transcription; regulation of transcription by RNA polymerase II. Gene Ontology annotation, cellular component: transcription regulator complex; histone deacetylase complex. Gene Ontology annotation, molecular function: transcription corepressor activity. The transcript is spliced from 14 exons. Lineage: Eukaryota; Metazoa; Chordata; Actinopteri; Cyprinodontiformes; Goodeidae. The record is from RefSeq and is a predicted model, not a curated record. The coding region runs from base 138 to 2624 and encodes 828 amino acids.